UCUGAGCGCUUCAUUGACCAAUCACAAAGUCGAUGCAAAGCGGCCGCGUAUGUCUCAGGGAGGCGUUGGAGGCUCAUUUCUUCAGAGGAGAAUUCAGUGUUUUCAUCAAGAUGCAGUUCAUGCUCUUAUUCAGUCGGCAAGGAAAGCUGCGGCUUCAGAAAUGGUACGUGCCAUUGUCUGAUAAGGAGAAAAAGAAGAUCACUAGAGAGUUGGUGCAGACGGUCCUAGCUCGAAAACCCAAAAUGUGCAGCUUCCUGGAGUGGAGAGACCUGAAGAUUGUAUAUAAGAGAUAUGCCAGUCUGUACUUCUGCUGUGCCAUAGAGGACCAGGACAACGAGCUCAUCACGCUGGAGAUCAUCCACAGAUAUGUGGAGCUGCUGGACAAAUACUUUGGCAGUGUGUGUGAGCUGGACAUCAUUUUCAACUUUGAGAAGGCUUAUUUCAUCCUGGAUGAGUUCUUGUUGGGCGGCGAGGCUCAGGAAACGUCCAAAAAGAACGUAUUAAAGGCCAUCGAGCAGGCCGACUUACUGCAGGAGAAUAUAGACUUUCAGAUGCGCCUGUUCUCAGGUGUGAUGGUCCCAAACAUGGUCUCUGAGUCUUCUGGUCUUUUCCAGACCAGCUGAGAAGAAGAGCAGAGGAGGUGACAGCAGAGGAGACACUGCUUUAAUUACACAAAUACAUUGGCAACAUUUGGUGCUGAAAUGUUGUCAACAUUGUUCAAUGAAGACAGUGUGCAAACCUUUGCUUCAACUUUUGGCACGAUGUUUCUAAAAAUUGGAGGGCCUUGGACUUGUAGUUUCAAAACAGGCAUCAAUAUUGUUAGAUUUGUCUUAGUAUCAUAUCAAAGUUUACCUUUAUGGUGUCAUUACAUCCCUAGUGCUUUUAAAUAAGAAAUUAAAUGAUGCUGUAUAUUGUUACAUAUACAUACAUAUAUUAUAAGUGUUACAAUUUAUGUCCCAGGUGUUUUCAUUUACAAAUUGUUUAAGCCAUUUCAAUUAUGAAGAAAUCUGAACUGUUCAGGAGACAUUUUUUUUUUAAGGGUUUUCUUUUUCCUUUACUUAGACUUCAGGGCACAAUUUAAUGAAGACAUGAAAAAUCUGAGUUCAGUCUGAGCAAAUGUAAUCAAAUGAAUCUGCUGAAUAUCAAACGUAGACAUGAAAGCAGUCUGGAAUGUGCUUUAGAUCAGGUAAGUAGGGAAGGUAAUAAAAAAUCAAGUCAAAUGAAGAUUAUUUUUUCUUAUUAUGCUGAUUUGUUUCUCUGUUCAGGAUGAGAUGAUUUGAUUAAUGCCUCUCUUAUUCUGUAAACUAAUAUGAAGCUUUAGCAAAGAGACAGCCAGAAAAGCUCGACAGACAGGCUGAAAACAGGGUAGAUGGAUUUCCUCACACAAGAGAAAACAGGGUAGAUGGAUUUCCUCACACAAGAGUUUCAUCCUGGAGUUUGUUUCCUAAGUGUAUUCAACCUUUAAAAAGACGAGUUUCUUUACUAGAAAUGUUUGUUUGUGUUUGUGUUUGAGCGUAGUGUGUUUGCAGUGACCCCCCUCCAACCUGCUGCACUGUUUCCUGCAUGUGAAUAAAGUCUGAACGAGGCGGCUGCUGUCACUGGAUGUUGUGUUGUUCUCUAAGCUGUGUGUUUCUCUCCCUCAGCCCCGUCAUGAGUACUUUAAUGUGCCUGUGUACUGACUGGCUGCCAUCACUGCUCCUCCUGCUGCUGCUGCUGCUCUCCACCCUGCAUGCUGAGCUCCUCAGUGCCUGACACCUUUCUGUCUGCACCCUCCACAACUCUCACUUUCAUUGUGCGGAGGAUGUCAAAAAAUAUUCUGAGCUCACAAUUCAACCAGAUACAUGACAGUCAUGACGGCAUAAAGUUUAAGAAGUAAAAAUGUAUACUGGAUAAGACAUUUCUUAUGGCACAAUGUACGAGGAGAUCCGUGCAAGUUUUUCACACAUUUUGUCUGAAUUCUAUAAUUGAUAUAGUCUAUGGUGAUAUAUCCAGAAAAUGACUGUCAUUUGUCCUCUAAUGGUUUGUUUCAUUGCACCAUUUCUCCACCUUUUUAUUUCUAUUUUCAAAAUCUGGGUUGCUUCGUUUGCCAUUCUGACCUCAAAGUUUGUUAAAAUGUAUUUAUAUAGCUUCAUUUAUAAAUCACAAAUUUGCAUUAAUGGUGCAAGCAAUGUGAGACACAAAAGUGAUCUUUGGCUUUCUAAUGUUGCCAAAACUAAAAUCUUUCCUCAGCCUGAACAAUUAGUUUGGUGCCCGAACUUUAAGUUUAGGAAGGUUAAAAGAAACAAAUGUUGUGGGUAAAAUCUGUCCCUUUGUUGUGUUUUUGCACAGCUCAGCAAAUUCACGCAAAGCCAAUCCCUGGGCCAUUUUCACAACAUUGCAUCUUUGGCCGAUCUCAACCUUUUCCAGACACAGGCGUCAACAUGUACAUCACCAAACUCACCUCUUUGUUAUUCAAAAUCAAACAGUGACCCAAAUAACAAGAAGAAAAGUGUGACUCUACUGUCGUCAAAGACACGUAGAUUAGUGUUUGCACAGGAUAACAUUGUAACGGGCAACUGAUUGCAAAAUUUGUUUUUUAAUGGCGAUCAACUUUAGUUUCAUUAAAUCUUUUGAUUUUUUUGAGAGAAAUUGAGCAGAAGUGAUGUCUGAAGACAAACAUCCAGCUCAGCCAACAGAUGGACAUUAUGAAAGUGUUUGAUCACGUCUCUCAGAGUAGAUGUUACACAGAAGAAAGACCUGAAAACAUUUCAACUUUAAAAAGAGAUCCUUAAAGUUAGGCUCAAACAAUCACAGAAGUCUGCAAAAUCCUAGAGGGACUGAACAUGAUGAAAGAGAAAGAGAAAAGGUUUGCAAAUCUAAGGUUAGCAUCUGAAGACAACAGUGAUGUUUGAUUUUUUUUUUUAUCCAUUUUUCCAUUUAUGUUUAUCCAUGCUUCUAAGACCAGGUGAAGAAAGUCUUCAUCCUCUGUGUGUGCACAAAUGUGUCUGACUGUGUCUGACUGAAAGGCACGAGUAUUCAUGUAAACACUCUCUCUUGAUAACACACUCUGAUCAGCUGAAUUCUUGGUGUUUCUUGUGUUAGAUCCCAGGUUAAUCUCCUUCACAGUCAGUCGUUAUUUUGUCUUGAACGUGUUCAUCCAGCCAGUAUUGUCUUCACUUAAUGGCUCCUUGAUGGUAGUGUUUUUGUGUCUGACAUCAUCAGCCAUGAGGGAGGUUAACUGCAUUACCAGUCUGGUGUUUCCCUUCUUCAUUUGGUUUGUGUAUUUAUGGGAGUAGUAUCAGUCCGUCUCAUGUCAUGUAUAGCUUCACUUCAUAUCAUAUGUGUUUAAUCGUAGGUAUUUAUAUUCUAUAGUUCUCAAGUCGUUAUAAUGAUUAAAAUAAUCCUAGCUCAGACCACAGCACAGACUAAAAGACUUUUAAAUGAUUUAAAGACCCUGAUUAUCUCCGUUUUAAAUAACCUCUCCAGGUAAGUAGUUUUAGUGCAAUGAAUGUUGAAGAAAUGUUUGUGUUUGCACUGAUUUAACUGAAGCUCUUAGACUUUUUACUUCCUGAUAAUUGUCAUAACUAUCAACAUUUAAACACUCUUUAAAUAGAAGUUAUUCUUAUUAAUGAAUCAUUAAAUACCCACUUACUUACAGCACUUCAAUGUUUUGUUUCCUUCUAAAGACUGUCAUGAUACAUUGCAGAUAUUUUAUUAUUGUAUAUAACUGAAAUAAUAAAUUCUUUAUGAUUCUUUGUCAUAUAA
Labrus mixtus (cuckoo wrasse) is the source of this 3744-nucleotide messenger RNA. Its product is annotated as AP-1 complex subunit sigma-2. Gene Ontology annotation, cellular component: AP-1 adaptor complex; intracellular membrane-bounded organelle; membrane coat. NCBI's taxonomy places the organism in Eukaryota, Metazoa, Chordata, Actinopteri, Labriformes, Labridae. Gene Ontology annotation, molecular function: clathrin-cargo adaptor activity. The record is from RefSeq and is a predicted model, not a curated record. The transcript is spliced from 7 exons. Gene Ontology annotation, biological process: intracellular protein transport; vesicle-mediated transport. The coding region runs from base 33 to 623 and encodes 196 amino acids.